Molecule: messenger RNA, 7401 nt
Organism: Sebastes umbrosus (honeycomb rockfish)
Lineage: Eukaryota; Metazoa; Chordata; Actinopteri; Perciformes; Sebastidae
Gene: nfasca
Product: neurofascin homolog (chicken) a
Exons: 35
Coding region: 490-4668 (1392 amino acids)
Biological process (GO): cell-cell adhesion; brain development
Molecular function (GO): cell-cell adhesion mediator activity
Source: RefSeq, a predicted model, not a curated record
GUGCAGCGAGUCCACGAGAGAGAGAGAGAGAGAGAGAGAGAGAGAGAGAGAGAGACUGCACCGCAUUGACAGAGCUCCGGUACCGACAGCCGGUCAGCACCGAGCAGCAGCAGGAGGAGGUGAUAGUGUUCUGAUGCCGCUGCGGAGUUGACGGUGCCCGGUGCAGCAGAGGAGGAGCGGAGCGGUGGAGCAGCGGCAGGAUCUGACUGACAGACGCUCGGUCUCUGUGUUUUGCUGUUUUCUCUCUGCUUUCCUUGGAUGCUGAAGGAUUGAUGGGGAUGGAGAUACAACACAGUCUCCCAGCGCUGCUGUACACCUGGACCCAAGAGCUGCACUGACAGAGGUCUAUUAAGUGGUCACGACAGAGUGUGGACAGACUGAAGCUAAGUGUCCACGUCGGUGAACGUCCUCGGUUCGGCUGUCAGGAGAACCAUAUAGCCAAUCGGGAGAGGUGUCGGGGCGAGAGGCCGGCCAAUCGGAGGGGGAGAGAUGUCGGGGCAGGGCGGCCAUGUGGCCCUGGCUCUCAUGUCAUUACUGCUGCUACUCUGGCGCGAAGCAGCACCCAUUGAAGUCCCAAAUGACCCCAAGAUCCUUCAAGACCUGAAGCAGCCCCCCACUAUAGUCAAACAGUCAGUGAAGGACUACAUUGUCGACCCCAGAGAUAACAUCAUCAUCGAGUGUGAGGCCAAGGGCAACCCAGUGCCAACGUUCUCAUGGCGGAGGAACGGGAAGUUUUUCAACAUCGGGAAAGAUCCCAGGGUGACGAUGCGAAAACGCUCAGGAACUCUGGAGAUUGGUUUCCGUAGCGGCGGACGACCGGAGGACUAUGAGGGGGAGUACCAGUGUUUUGCCAACAAUGAAUUCGGAGUGGCUCUGUCCAACAAAAUCCUGCUCCGGGUCUCCAAGGCUCCUCUGUGGCCGAAAGAGGUGCUGGAGCCGGUGGUGGUGACUGAAGGCAGCCCGUAUGUUCUAGCCUGCAACCCCCCACCAGGCCUGCCUCCUCCGAUCACCUUCUGGAUGGACACCGCUAUGACUCCCAUCCCUCAGGAUAAGAGAGUGUCCAUGGGUCUGAAUGGAGACCUGUACUUCUCCAACGUUCUGGCCAAAGACGCUCACCAUGACUACAGCUGCAAUGCUCGCUUCCUUUUCACACACACCAUCCAGCAGAAGAACCCCUUCUCACUCAGAGUUCUGACAACGGAGCCGUAUAAUGACACAUCUUACAAUGCCACUGACCCCUAUGGUGGCCGUAAAGUAGUCGAGUCCACACCGACCUUCCUCUCGCCCUCGGGGAGUGAGAGCUCCAAAAUGGUGCUACGAGACGAGCAACUGCUGCUGGAGUGUAUCGCUGCUGGACUUCCGACGCCCACUAUCAAGUGGUUUAAGAAGGGUGGUGACCUGCCAGGGCGGAAAGUGAAGUUUGAGAACUACAACAAGACCCUGAAGAUUAUCAACGUGUCGGAGGAGGAUGCCGGGGAGUAUGUAUGCAUGGCCAACAAUCAUUUAGGCAGCAUACGCCACUCCAUCCUUGUUCAGGUCAAAGCGGCUCCUUAUUGGCUGGACAAACCUACAAACCUGGUGCUCGCCCCGGAUGAGAACGGGCGCCUGGUGUGUCGGGCCAACGGCAACCCUAAACCUAACAUCCAAUGGCUGAUCAACGGACAGCCCAUAGACAGCUCUCCCCACAACCCCAGCAGACAGGUGUCCGGCGACACCAUCAUCUUCCGCUCGGUGCAGAUGGGAAGCAGCGGCGUCUACCAGUGCAACGCCUCCAACCAGCACGGCUAUCUGCUGGCCAACGCCUUCGUCAGCGUCCUCGACAUGCGUCCGAGGAUGCUGGGCCCUAAGAACCAGCUGAUCAAAGUCAUCGAGAACAACCGCACCUUCCUGGACUGUCCCUUCUUCGGUUCCCCUCUGCCGGAUUUACGCUGGUUUAAGAAUGGACAGGGCAGUGGGCUGGAUGGCGGUCAGUACCGCGUUUACAUCAACGGCACUCUAGAGAUCAGACGGGCCCGAGCAGAGGACGAGGGCACCUACACCUGCGUGGCCAGCAGCAUCCUGGGCAAGGCCGAGAACCAGGUCAUCCUGGAGGUCAAAGAGCCGACUCGCAUACUUCGAGCCCCGGAGCACCAGUCGGCCAUCAGGGGCACCUUCGCUCACUUUGACUGCAAGGUGAAGUCGGAUCCCAGCCUGCCCGUCACUGUGGCCUGGACAAAGGACGACAAGCCUCUCUACGGAUGGAGGGUGAAGAAGAACGAGGACUCGCUAGUCAUCUACAAUGUGAACGAGGGCGACGAGGGAACGUACAGCUGCACCGUUAAAUCAGAGAUAGACCAGGACUCAGCCUCGGCCCGCCUCACUGUGUUAGAGGAAGCCUCCCUCAACCCCUCAGUCUCUAGUGCCUUGCCUCCAGACCGUCCAGACCCUCCCGUGGAAUUGGAUCUGUCAGACCCCGCAGCCCGCAGCAUUCGCCUCACCUGGAUCCCCGGAGUCGACAACAGGAGCCCGAUCACAGAAUUCCUGGUCCAGUUCGAGGAGAACCGCUGGGAACCGGGCAGGUGGAAGAACCUGUCCUCUUACCCCGGAGACCUGAACUCUGUCCUCCUGCAGCUCGACCCCUUCGCCAACUACCAGUUCAGGGUCAUCGCCAUUAACUCAGUGGGCCAGAGUGAGCCCAGCCGCCCCUCGCCACGGUUCCUCACCAGCGCAGCCGCCCCAGAUGCCAUUCCCAAAGGUCUAAGAGGAUGGGGAUCCAAGAAGGACAAUAUGGAGAUCACCUGGGAGCCUCUGCUUGAUCUGGAGAGGAAUGGCCCAAACCUGCACUACAACGUUUGGUGGAGACGGAAGGAUUCGGGAGAGGAGUGGAGCAACGUGACCACCGUGGGGCCCAAACACGUCAUCCACGACACAGAAACCUACGUGCCUUACGAGGUCAAAGUCCAGGCCAGGAAUAAGUUUGGACGAGGGCCUGAGUCUAAUGUGGUCGUCGGAUACUCUGGAGAGGACAAGCCCACCGACGCUCCCACUGACCUGCGGGUGGCAAAGGUUGACAGCAGAAAGGCGAACAUGCACUGGAAGCCAGUCGACCUGAGCUCUGUCCAGGGAGAGUUCAAGGAGUACAGAUUGUACUACUGGCGUGAGUCCAGUCUGGUUCCGGGUCUGGUGGUCAGCAAGGAGAAGAAGACCAAAGGUUUCUACAGCAUCGUCGCCGAGCCGUCCGGCACCCUCAGCGACCUGGUGCCCUACUCCAAAUACAAGAUGUUCAUGGUUGUGGCCAACAACGCCUUUGAGGGUCCACCCAGCAACACGGUGGAAAUCACUACCAAGGAGGGAGUGCCAGAUGCUCCGAGGUUUUUCAGGAUUAAACGGAGAAGUUUUGACACACUCAACCUCGAAUGGGACAAACCUCUGGAGCCCAACGGCAUUCUGAUUGGAUACCAGCUCAAGUACCAAGCAGUCAAUGGCUCCAGGGUUGGUCGUCUCCAGUUGGAGAGUUUCCCUCCUAAUGUGACAGAGUUCAGCGUCCGCCUGCCGGACCGAUCCAUCCGCUACAAGUUCUUCCUGUCGGCGCUCACCCAGGUGGGAGCAGGGGAGGUCUUUGCUGAGGAGUCCCCACACUUCGCCAAUGAAGACAACUUUACUGACUCUACAGGUUUAAUAGUCGAGCUUACAGACGCCUCCCUGGCAUCAGCUUUCACUCCUACUCCUCCUCCUCUCGCUCCUCUUCCUCCUACUACCAUCGCUCCUACAACCAUUAGUACCUCAACUUCUUCUACCACUCCUACAACUACGACUCCUCCUCCUACUACUACUACUGCUACUUCUCCUUCUACUACUACCACCGCCGCCGCCACUACAACUGAGGCAGCCACUACCACCACCGCUCCUCCUGCGCUGGUCACCAUCAAGCGUACUGAUAAGAAUGUGUUGGUGCCCUCUGGGUGGGAGAUCUGGAAUCUGACGGUGGAGUUUAACAGUAACUACGCUAACGUCAGCUGGAGACACAACUUCCCGCCCGGCAGCAGCGAGUUUGUGCUAGAGUUCACACUGGACAGCGACAAGACGGUGAAAGUUGUAGCGGUGAAACAGCAGCCCCCCAUUAAGGUGGCAGAUCUGAUCGCAGGCGCCACGUACCAUCUGAGGGUUUACUCCCAUGAGCUCAACAGCGUCAGCAGCGAACCCUUCACCUUUAAGAACAAACCAGCCUACAUAGACCAGGUAGACAUAGCCACCCAAGGCUGGUUCAUUGGCUUGAUGUGUGCCAUCGCCCUCAUCAUACUGAUCCUCCUCAUCGUCUGCUUCAUCAAGAGGAGUCGCGGGGGCAAAUACCCAGGUGGGGGUUGCAUGACUGGUUUCGCAAAAUGUCUCGUUCGUGACAAAAAAGAUCUGCCCUUGGACCCAGUAGAUCAGAAAGACCAGGAUGGAUCCUUUGAUUACCACAGCGACGAGGACAACAAGCCUCUCCAGGGCAGCCAGACGUCGCUGGAUGGCGCUGUGAAGGAAAGCGACGACAGCCUGGUGGACUACGGCGAGGGCGGCGACGGCCAGUUCAACGAGGACGGCUCUUUCAUCGGUCAGUACACGGUGAAGAAGGACAAGGACGAGACGGAGGGCAACGAGAGCUCCGAGGCCACCUCGCCCGUCAACGCCAUCUACUCGCUGGCGUAGCGCCGCGGCGGCAGCAGCAGCAGCACACGGGGGGACGCUGAUCUGAUUUGAGGGCGUUACGACAAAAACCACGACACCAUACACCUGACACAAACACACACACACAUGAAUAUAUUAAUAUAUGAAACACAUUAAACACAGAAGGAACGCAGCAGGGCCUGUCUGGAGACUGGGUAGGCUUCCCUCUGCUGAUAAAGUAACAGGGGAACACGGAUUAGACCACAAGCCUUUAUUUUAGUUUUCCAGCUCGAAGAAAUUGGCCCGUUGGAGCUGACGUUUGGACAAAGAGGACAGUGCUUGUUUUCCUCUGCGCUCCGUCUGACCCUUACACAGACUUGAAGUGUGCCUUCGGGGCAGCUCUCAGCACUUGGAGGCAUCAACAAGCGUUCUUUAGAGAUUUGUUUCUUUGGCUCGUUUCUGCUCUGAACAUUUUCAGCGUCCCUGCUACUCCUUCCUGAUACGCCCCCCCCCCCCCCUUCAUACCUCUGUUUAGCAUCCCAGUAAAGUACACACAAGAGGUCCCUGACACACACACACACACAUACACACACUGGCCCCGUCCUGCAACAUAUUAGCUUCUAACCAUCAAACUCAACAGGAUGCCGGCAGAUAUGUUUAUCAUAUUGAUAUUUACGCAAUGAAAGAUUUUAGUUUUUCCACAGCUGGUAGACGAGUCAUCGAAUCUUAAAUGAGUGCUGUAUACAGUCCUGGCACACAUUUUAGUGCCCUGCAAAAACUAUGCACCUAUCACCUCCUCCAUACCAUUUUGGGUUUAAUCUGGUUAGUAAAAGUACACAUUUUCUUUUUUUUUGACCACUCACAGGCUAAAUCACACGCUUUUAUUCACUUUGCCUUGUAGGCUGCGACGUGGUAGACGAUGUUUUUUCUUACCUCUAAUCCAAUGUUGUAGUGCAGAGAAGCUAUUUCUGCCACCACAAGCACCACGCUCUGCUAUCUCAGUAUGUUGUUAAUGAAUCCCAUUAAAACAAAAAAAAAGAUGAUAAAUAUUAUUUCGGAGCAUGGUAGUAGCUUAGUGCAAGAGAAAUGGAAGGCAACAGAGAGGGAAGUUGAUCUUUAGACCACAACCCGGUGAAUUCACUAGUAAGCAUGCAGGCUAUAAUGCUGCGUUCAUGUCAAAUGGGAACAAAUGUCGGUCGACAGUUCAAAUGUUGACACUACUUUGGAGCUGUUAAGCGUCCAUGUUUCUGUUUUUCUGUUGACUUUGGUUUCUUAUUUGUUACAGGCGGUACUUUUGAAAGUACGUUUUUAUACCAAACCAGACAUUGCUUAUGUCAAUCCAACACGGUGAUCACAUAAUGACUAAUUAGGAUCGGGAAAAAGUAAAAAAGAAUAUUUAUAUUUCCUCUACAACUUACCUGUGACACCAGAAUUCUGGAAGUUUUUAAACUUCUUUAGUAUGAACUCCUGUAAGCGGAGAAGUGUUUUCAAGUUGGAAGCCAAAGUCUACAUUCUCUCCCAUGGGCCAUGAAUGCAGCACGAGAGGCCGGGACCCUUAGGGUGUGUUCAGACUACAUUUUUACCACAAUUUUUUCUUUUUUUUUUCUUUGCAGUCUAUGUUUAUUUGCCUUAAACAGCCAAUGUAUUAGCUGUUAGUAACAUACGCACUAACCUCCGGUUCUCUCUGUUACUUUCCUCCGGACCUCUCUCUCUUUUCUCGUCUCCAUAUGUUCAUAAAUUGGGAAUAAAUUGGGAGUCAUAAAGCCUCGGAAUAGGCCAAAAGUUUUACUCGAGUGUCAACACGGACACAUCUUUCUCACAUCUGUGCAUCGCCUUUAUAUGCAAUCACACCACCUCUCAACGUUCUCUUUGUGUUCAGUCUGAACCCACCCUUAACAGAGGGAUCUAAAACCUCCGUCCCUCCAUCCGUCUUUUAUAUUUAUAUAUAUUUCUUAAUCACUACAGAUGAAAAAAAGACAGCGUUAGGGCCACGUAGACUACGUAAAAUAAGAUUUACAGCAUGAAAAUAUAUACAAUGAAUUCACAGCCAACCGUUGAAAUGGAACGUAUCAGCUUAUUUUUUUUUUUGCAGAGGAAGAACGAUAAAAAGAAAACUGUUUGAGUAACAGAGCAAGGUCUCAUGUACACGCUCAGUAUUUCACAUUCGUCAUGUCGCCAUUCUGUUAACAGACUGAUGGACUGACGGUCAGUGAUUUUGCUUGUGUUUCUUUAUUUUACACUCAAUGUUCACAUCAUACUGUAGUUACCUGCUACUCGACGGCACUAUUAACCCCUCCAAUGCUAAAUCAGAAAGAUCUUUUCACUCCAGUUAGCGACUGGAGUUCACAUUGUAUUUCAAAUAUUUAUUUUAUAUUUCUAUUUAUUACAUUAUGUGGAUAGUAUUAAUAUUAGUCCUUCAUUUAAUAAUUGUUAUAUACACCAACUUAUUUUGUUGUUUUACACCAGAAAUAGCCAGAAUAAAGGAUGUCUCCAGAAUCUGUUAUUGUUCAUCAUAAGAGGCAUUUUAAACACAACAGUAUGUUCAAGAUAUUUGUGAUAUUUGUAGCAGCUGGAUUUCUGCUGUAAACAAAACAACAACAACAACAAAAUACCUGUCGUGUUUAUCUGUGCUGCUCUUCUCGUACUCAUGUCGUAUUACGAUUACUCUGUGUUGUUAUUCAGAUUUAUGUAACAUAACCUUUCCGCCACACAGAAAAUUAAUAUUGUUGCUUAUUAUUUAUUUGUCAUAUAUUCUGUACUUGUAGGUCCUGAAAA